Molecule: messenger RNA, 1068 nt
Organism: Mesorhabditis spiculigera
Lineage: Eukaryota; Metazoa; Nematoda; Chromadorea; Rhabditida; Rhabditidae
Source: the annotation of a GenBank genome assembly
AUGAACGAAACUAUUGGGCCGUACGGAAGGUCGCUGUAUCCAUUCCAAGGCGAAUUCACGAACGAGUUGUCCUUUGGUGCCAACGAGAUUGUGAAGCUUAUUCGACGAGUUGAUACGGAAUGGAUGGAGGGUGAAGUCAACGGGCAAACCGGAAUCUUCCCGGCCAACUAUGUGCAGAUCGUUGUCGAUUUCCCAUCAGCUCCACUGAAUGGCACCCCGAACGGAGGAUCGAAAGACGAUGAUGGCAUCGGAGUGGCCACCGUGAAACAUGCAUUCGAGGGUCGCGAAGCUGAUGAGCUAACCGUCCAAGCGGGGGACAGUGUCCGUGUGUUGCGAAUGGUCGACAACGAAUGGGCGCAAUGCCGAGAGCCGCUUUCCGACACGGUUGGCAUCAUUCCGAUCGCCUUCCUCGAAAUGUACCUUGAUGAUGACGUGGAGGAGAUGGCGGAGAACGUGCAGGACACCAUGAGCUCGACCAAUGCGUGGAAUAGCUCGUCGCUGAGCGGCUCCAGCGCCCCACCGGCAUUUUCCGGAAGUUUCGAUCGGCCGCUUGGCUCACAAAUUUCUAAUGAUUUUGGCCUCAACCACACUGGCGGCUCAUCGAGCUGGGCCAGAUUCGACGACUGGGACAUGGCCAAAGAGCCGGAUGAGAAGAAACCACCGCCGAUGCGGCCGCCACCUCCAAAAGCCAAUAAUGCCACCACGCCGGAGGACUCGGCCUGGGCCAGCUUCACCGAUACACCGCCAAGGGCUCCGGCCGUCACACAGACCAGCAAGCUGUCGGAGAAGUACAAGCGCGUGUUGAGCAACGGCAUCCCGCAGCUGGUGGAGCUGUCGUUGUUGUUGGCCGAUACGCUGAAGAUGGAUCUUGGAGCCUGUCGAACGACAAAAGAUUGGCGAAAUCUUCAUGAACAUGCAAAAAUGACCACCCAUGCCUACGGCUUCUUCUUCCGCAACAUUGAGUACAUCCACGCCGUCGUCGAGAAUAAAUCCGACAAAAAGCUGCAAGCUGCGAUGACGGAGGUGUUGGGCUGGAUGCGGACAUACGCCGGCCCGUCCAUCGAGCUU